CUGGUACCAGUUGUACCCUGGUACUCUGAUGCACCGUAUAUCCAGUGCUCGGUGUGGUACACUGCUCAGUGACAGUGACUGUAUUUUCUUUUAGAAAUUUCCGAAGAAACAAUGACAGUUCCAGUUAGCAUUUAUUUGUCAGUAAGUUUAUGUAUUUUAUUAUCUCAUUCGACAAUAGCUGUUAAUAAAUAUUCCGCCGAAGCAAAUACAGAGAAAUAUGAAGCUUCUCCGCAAUUUCCAACCACUCUUCGUGAGUUGGACAAACCGUUUCGCAUGGCAAAAUUAAAUGUACUCUGGAUUAAAGCGAAAAACCGUUUGACCGAUAUGAAACUGCAGUCAAUAUUCAGUGAUUUGCAAAUCCAUGACAAAGAAGAAAUUGCGUUUAAGCAUUUUAAAUCGAAUGGGGAAGAUCCGAAUGGAGAAGAGGAGGCACGUUUGCGAAAAAAGCUUAUUGGGAUUAUGAGCACGUAUGGAUUGUUAGAACAUUUUGAUGAUACAGAGGAUCCAAAGUUACUAAAGAAACACAAGCCAUUAAAUGAUGGUAGUAACUAUGUUGCCAAAGAUGUAUUUAGAGACAAAAGAUUGAACAAGUUAUGGGCUAAAGCUGAACAUGGAGGCUUUACGCACGAAGAACUACAAACUUUGAAGGAAGAGUUUCAACAUCAUCAGGACAAAGUAGACGAAUACAUGAAUCUUUUAAAAGAUGUGGAAGCUGGAGAUACAGAAAUACAUGAAAAUAGUUUAUACCAUAAGCCAGAAAGCUGGAAUGAAAUAGAUAAAAAGGAAGAGUCAGACAAUGUUCCAGUACAGAAGUUAGAUUACUUGGAAAAAGCAACUUUACUUCGGGAAAAGCAUUCGGAGAUCAGAAACGGGUAUGAUCGAUUGGACGAAUUAACUGCUACUGGUCCAAAACAUAAAGAAUUUGUAGAACCGAAAGUACAAGGAUUGUGGCGUAUUGUAUUAGAGGGUUCGUUCUCUCCGGAUGAACGUGCUUCAUUGAAGGAGGAACUUCUGCAUUAUGAAAGAAGAUUACUCAAGUUACGUCAUCUGCACAAAGAAGCGGCUUUAGAAGCAGCGCGUCAGGGGAGUUCUGAUUUAGACAGCAUUACCUCGCAACAACACAUAAAACAUCACGCUAGAACAAUAGAAAAGCUUCACAGGGAUCUUGAAUCAAAAAUAAUACAAACUCACUCUGAACUUUAAACGCAUUUCAAAACUAGUUUGCUAAGUUUAUACAAAUUGUUACUUUUUAAUUAAUCACAAUGAGAAAAUAUGUUUAAAAAAAAU
This is a messenger RNA of Colletes gigas, 1287 nucleotides long. Its product is annotated as alpha-2-macroglobulin receptor-associated protein. Gene Ontology annotation, biological process: regulation of receptor-mediated endocytosis. Gene Ontology annotation, molecular function: receptor antagonist activity; heparin binding; low-density lipoprotein particle receptor binding. The transcript has 7 exons. Gene Ontology annotation, cellular component: endoplasmic reticulum; endomembrane system. The record is from RefSeq and is a predicted model, not a curated record. Lineage: Eukaryota; Metazoa; Arthropoda; Insecta; Hymenoptera; Colletidae. Bases 112 to 1203 code for a protein of 363 amino acids.